UCUACAUUUAUUUAGCUGCCUUUCCCAGUUGCUAGCCACCACUUCCACUUACAUAAACGACGCUCAAUCGUCAAUCCUCAAUACAGCACAAUAGCAUCAAAACAGCGUGUCUUCCCCUUCUUUCUAAAACAAUAUCAACACAAGACACACACACACCAUGGCGCCCGAAAACAUCAACGUGUUCGUCACGACCUUCUCAGGCCUAGGCCUACCGCCUACCCUAUCCUUCCCCAUCCCAUCCACCACAACCUUCUCCGACCUGCACCACCGCAUCGAAGACCGCCUGCCCCCGACAAAUUCCCGCCUCAUCCUCACCACCAUAUCCAACAAGCAACUCCUCCCCAACUCCCGCUCCCUCGUCUCCUCCCUCUGCGCCACCUCCUCCGAUGCCUUCGUCUCCCUGCGGCUCUCCCUGCCCCUCUGCGGCGGCAAAGGCGGCUUCGGCUCGCAGCUGCGCGCCGCCGGCGGCCGGAUGUCGUCGAAGAAGAAGAAGAACCGCGGCGACGAGAACGGGUCGAGCCGGAACCUCGACGGGCGCCGCCUGCGCACCGUCAACGAGGCGAAGGCCCUCGCAGAGUACCUCGCCAUCAAGCCCGAGAUGGAGCAGAAGGAGAAGGAGAAGCGGCGCGCGCGGUGGCAACAGAUCGUCGACGCCGCCGACGAGCGGGAGCACGAGAUCAAGAACAGCACCAAGGGAAGGCUCGACGGCAAGUGGGUCGAGGAUAAGGAGGAGGCCGGCGAGCGCACGCGCGAGGCAGUGCUCGCUGCUAUCAAGGCCGGCAAUUAUAAGGACAAUCUGCUCGGCACAUCCCAUGGCUCGACCUCCGCGGAGGAUAUGGACGAAGACACAUCGAGUGAGGGAGAGGAAGCAGAACAAUCUGGAGAGUCCAGUGGAUCCAAGACUACGACGCGACCAACAACAACAACAGCGUCAUCGUCAAAGCAGCCGCUCACGAGAGCAUUCGCCAGUUUCGACGAGGAUGACGAAUUUAUGAGCUCCUCUGACGAGGAAGAGGAGGAAGAGAAGAGCAAGUAGGAAGGAGGCCAAUAGAUUUUAAUACGAUACCCACGAAUGAGCGAGAUGAACAUAGAUAGUAUAAUGUAACAUUACCAUGAUCAAAGUGAACUGCUGUCUUUCGUUCUCGAGAGACUUGUAGCUGACAAACGGUUGUCAACUCUCCUUUGCUCUAUAAGCGCUUGAUUUAGGUACUCGGCACGCUCCGGAACCUAUGUACACAAUUUACCUCUGACCACGAUGAACUUAUCCUACCUAUCCAUAUCAUCUCCUACUUAUACCCAAACAAAUCAUCUCAGCUUAUAAAGCAAACGGAUAUGCGUACUACUGUGUGGC
Hypoxylon fragiforme is the source of this 1351-nucleotide messenger RNA. RefSeq names its product telomere stability and silencing-domain-containing protein. The record is from RefSeq and is a predicted model, not a curated record. The transcript has a single exon. Bases 158 to 1036 code for a protein of 292 amino acids. Lineage: Eukaryota; Fungi; Ascomycota; Sordariomycetes; Xylariales; Hypoxylaceae. Gene Ontology annotation, cellular component: nucleus.